Syngnathus typhle (broad-nosed pipefish) is the source of this 3196-nucleotide messenger RNA. It is a transcript of the gene klhl43, whose product is annotated as kelch-like family member 43. Bases 333 to 2417 code for a protein of 694 amino acids. The transcript is spliced from 7 exons. The record is from RefSeq and is a predicted model, not a curated record. Gene Ontology annotation, molecular function: protein binding. Gene Ontology annotation, cellular component: nucleus; cytoplasm. NCBI's taxonomy places the organism in Eukaryota, Metazoa, Chordata, Actinopteri, Syngnathiformes, Syngnathidae.
UUGAUGUGCUCUCGAGGAGGCAGUGCACACAUUGCAUGUGUAGAAGGGGGUUGAAGCCUACGUCACAACCGCAGCUUGGACCCUAUGACAUGGACCAACACAUACAGACACAACACGGCACCCUGAUUGAGUGACAGGUGGACAGAGUGGUGAGGAAUAAGUGGGAACAUCAACAAAGCAACAGAAAGGGGAAAAGGACCCAGCGGAGAGAAAGGUGCAGUGUGUUGUGUCCAAACGUCAGAAAAGGAGAAAGAGCAAAGGAAAGACAGAAGGAAGGAAUUGUUUGGUAUCUGACAGAAAGUUCUUAAGAUUAGCGAGCAACAGGAAGUGAGAUGGCCCCCAAGAAGAAGACCCUGCGUGUGAAAAAAUCAUCUCCGGACCAGGUCGUGGUGGAGACCACCUCGCCGACCCUGAAGGUGGAGCGGCGCGACAGCGGCGUGGUAGUGGUGGUGGAGAGCGCCGUUAAAAAGAUUGAGCAAAUGGCGGCGUUGGACAUCGCCCAGCUAAACAGUCUCAACCUGCCGCUGCCGCCGCCCGUCCUUAAGGCCGGCGAACGCGGGCUGGGGCUGGGCAGCGAGCUCACGCGCCCGCUGCACGGCAACGCCAUGCUGGAGGAGCUCAGCAAGAUGCGCCAGGAGAAGUUCCUGACCGAUCUGGAGUUGAGCUGCAAGACCAAAUCUUUUGACGUCCACAAGCUGGUGAUCUCAUCCAUCAGUCAGUACUUCAGGGAGAUCCUGGCCAAAGAUCCUGACAUGAAGCGUCUGGAGCUGCCCUCCCUUUCGCCUCUUGGUCUUGCCAAUGUGAUCACGUUCGCCUACCUUGGCCGGGUGCACAUGUCGUUGUACACCAUCGGUUGCACGGUGUCGGCGGCGUCCACGCUGCAGAUUCCGCAGCUCCUCAAGAUGUGCACCGAGUUCUUGCUGGCCGAGCUCAACGUGCAGACGUGCGUGUACGUGUGGAACAUCGCCGCCGCCUACGGGCUGGCGGCCGUGUGCGAGGCCGCCCGCCGCUUCGUGCUGGACAACUUUGUGCAGUUUGCCGACACGCCGCUGUUCACGCAGCUCACGCUGGAGCAGAUCUGCGCCUUCCUUCAGGACGAUUCGUUGGUGCUGCCCUCCGAGAUGGUCACCUUCCAGCUGGCUAUGAAGUGGCUGGACUUCGAGGCAUCCCGUCAGCCUCACGCGGCGGCGCUGCUGUCUCACGUCCGCCUGGAGACCAUCCCGGCGGGUGAGCUGGUGAGCCAGAUCCAGACAGUGCCCCGCAUGAUGCAGGACCCGCAGUGCCACCGCCUGCUGGUGGAAGCCAUGAACUACCACCUGCUGCCCUACCAGCAGAAUGCCCUGCAGUCCCGCCGCACUCAGGUCCGGGGCAGCCAGCACGCCCUGAUCGCUGUCGGCGGGCGUCCGUCCCUCACCGAACGCGCCCUCAGCCGCGAGGUGCUGUGGCGGGAGCCUCGCGAUGGCGGCGCAGCCUGGCGUCAUCUCACCCAGCUGCCGGCUAAGAGCUUCAACCAAUGCGUGGCGGUCAUGGACGGCUUCUUGUACGUGGCGGGCGGCGAGGAUCAGAACGACGCCCGCAACCAGGCCAAGCACGCCGUCAGCACUCUGAGCAGAUACGACCCUCGCUUCAACACGUGGCUGCACUUGGCCAAUAUGCGGCAACGCCGCACACAUUUCUCGCUGUCGGCCAGCGGGGGGCGCUUGUUUGCCACAGGCGGCCGUAACGUGGAGGGCCUGCUGGCCACAGUGGAGAGCUACCUGCCCUCGGCCAAUGCCUGGCAGAUGCGGGCCCCCAUGGAGGUGCCGCGCUGCUGCCACUCCAGCGCCACCCUGCCGUCAGGCGACAUCCUGGUGACGGGCGGCUACGUCAACUGCGCCUACUCGCGCUCCGUGGCCUGCUACAGCGUGGAGGGAGACACCUGGAGCGAAAAACCCGCCUUGGAGAUGCCCCGUGGUUGGCACUGCUCCGCCACGCUGGGCGGCAAGGUGUACGUGGUGGGCGGGAGCCAGCUGGGGCCCGGCGGUGAGCGGGUGGACGUCCUGGCUGUGGAGGUGUUCUCCCCUGAGGGCGACGGGGCGUGGAGUCGCGCCGCCCCGCUACCCCUUGGCGUGAGCACGGCCGGUCUGUCCAUCCUGGGGGCCAACACGCUGUACCUCAUCGGAGGCUGGAACGAGGCAGAGAAGCGCUACAAGGCUGCAGUCCAGACCUACUCCCCGGCGACGGACAGCUGGGCCCGCGCGGAAGACCUGCCCGAGCCCACGGUGGGGGUGUCGUGCUGCGCGCUGGCCCUGCCGCCGCGGCACUUGCCCCGCCGUCAGCAGCACCGCAACACACCUGCCCACGAGGAGUCGCAGCCGCAACAGCCAGCCGGGAAGAACCUGAGCGGAAUGGCGCCGCCACAAAGCGUCACAGCGUAAAAACAUCUCCCGAGGACAGCCGGCUGGGUCGGGACUUCUGAUCAACGUGCUAUUCAUCACUGAUGGAAAUCAGCGCAGAAAACCAUAUGGAUUGCAAUCAAAUGGCGCCAUUGGGACAUUUCCUGAUAAAACUGAUUAAAUAAGCAUUGAUCCAAACCUACAAGUAAUCAGACAAUAAAAUUUGGAAUGAAAUUAAUUAAUGAAUUAAGCCUGGUCCCAUUAAAAUGUUUCAAUUAGCGUAAACCUUUUGAUUAAAUUCAAGUACAGCAGUGAACGUACACUGACUAAUUCCAGUAACUAUAUUUCCAAAAAAGAUAAACACUUGCGGUGUGCAUCAAAAUGAGCGAUAUUUUGGAGAGGGGAAUCUCCCGAGAACGGGAAAGCGGGAGCAGGGAUGACGAAAGAGGAAACGAGAUGAGUGGAAGCGCUUGGAAUGUUUCCAUCAAACUGGGAGCCAAUCAGCCAGCGACGACAAUUCGCUUCUGUUGCAGCAUUUCAGGGAGAAGGAAAAUAUGGAAGCAAAAAUAUAGAUGGUGAUUUAGAUGUUGGCAACAACACAGUUGAAAUCCAAAAGAGAAAAGUUAGCGUACUGUUUAAGACGCUAUGAGAGGAAUAAAGAAGCCGUGCCUUAAAAUAAGUGAAACAUGUCAAGUACAGUGAACCGGUGAGACGCCAAUUUGUUAAGAACAGGGAGGGGCCGAGUCAGCUUAUCCUCACCCUUGUGUCGAUGACUGUCAAAUUUUGGGCUUUCACUGAAUAAAACGCAAACUGAAUGAAAA